This is a messenger RNA of Aegilops tauschii subsp. strangulata, 1214 nucleotides long. Its product is annotated as F-box protein At5g52880. Gene Ontology annotation, molecular function: protein binding. Lineage: Eukaryota; Viridiplantae; Streptophyta; Magnoliopsida; Poales; Poaceae. The record is from RefSeq and is a predicted model, not a curated record.
CGACACCCAAAAACAGGCAGAGAUUGGUGGAGCGGUGGAGGCCGGCUCCGCGAGGCCGUGAACGGCGGUUGGCGUGGCGUGGCGGCCGGGACGACGAGGCGACGGCGACGUGGGGCUUCCACGCGCCCAGCGAUGCCGGUGCGGCGGCGGGCCCCGCGGCCGCAGGACACGGGGGUGGUGAAGAGGUACGCGGAGAUGGGGAUAGCGGCCGCGCUGUCGCGGCCGUGGGACUACCCGACGGCGUGCCGCGAGCUGGCCGAGCUCCUGCGCCACGGCUACGCGGGCCUCCCCAAGGCCGCCCAGGCCCUCGCCGCCGCCGACGUGCUCGUCGCGUUCCGCCUCCUCCCCGAUGUGCAGACAGAAUAUGCAUUAGCGGCAGCCAAUGGUCUUCUCCUAGCGGUAGAAACUUCCCUGCCAAAGCAAAAGAAGUCACAAGCUGUUUCAGAGUUCAAGUGUUCUGUUAUUUUACAUAAGAGGCGGGCUAAAGUCCAACAAGAGCCUGCCACCCCAGACAUACCAAAUGAUGUACUUGUUCAUAUCUUUAGUUUUCUGGACACGCGUUCUUUGGUGGCUGCUGGUCUUGUUUGCUGGUCUUGGAAUUCAUCUGCAAACGACAACAAGCUGUGGAGAAUGAACUACUCCCUUUUCUUUAGCACGUCCCAUUUGCGCUCCAGCAGCACACUUGUAUCCAGUGGUGUACAGAACAGUCAUGGUAUUCUUGCGCAGAAUAAUGUGGAUCCAGUAUUUGAUGAUCCCAAUUUGAACUGGAAAGAGGUUUUCCACAAAAAGCAUGCAGAGCACAUAAGCUGGAGUGCCGCAUCAAAUAGAGCAAUAUGCAGGCAAUGCCGUUCAGUUCUCUGGCUGAGCAACUUGACGUGUGCUGCGCCUCACCAUUGUCCUAAGAAAGGAAAAGAUGAAAUAAAACUAAUGCCCCUGCUACCUUAUGCAGUUGCUUGUUACAUAUUAAAUGCUCAAGAUCGACCAUCUUCAUCGUCUGACAGUAGCGAUUCAGAUAGUGAUUCUGAAAACAAUGUGCCCAGACGACUUUGGAAUUCUCGUGUUUGAGUGAAUUCGAUUGUAUAGCUGUGUAAGCUAGUUUUGUUGUACCAUCCCAAACUCUGACGAUUUUGGACACCAAGCAUUCACGCUGUUGUAAAUUCACCAUGAAAUGUUCAAUGAGAACUUGUAAAUUUAAAACGUUCUGAUGGAGCUUA